CCUAUCUUCACCGUUUCAGGCACCGCGUUGUCCGGCACGGUCGCAUAGCGCACAGCUCGCCAAUUGCAGGAGCUCGUGUCCGCAUUAUCUAUAUUCUUGUGCUUGACAGCUCCGGUCGGCAAGCGGCGGAAUCCAAUCGGCCUGCGUGUACAGCUCGCAGGGUUCGCACAACAUGGAGACCAACUCCCACAGCUUCGCGUCGCCGCUCGCUAGCGUUCGAGCCAGCAACUUGCCCAUUCCGUCCCAACUCGAGACUGUCGUUGAUGCCGUUAGCAAUGCGAGCCCAUGGACCAUCGCAUUUACCAUUUUGGCAGUCCUUGUCGCUUAUGACCAGAUCAUAUACCUUAUAAACAAAGGCAACAUUGUCGGCCCAGCCUUCAAGAUACCCUUUAUUGGACCAUUCUUGGAAUCGGUCAACCCUAAAUUUGAGGAAUAUUACGCCAAAUGGACAAGCGGCCCCCUCAGUUGCGUGUCCGUCUUUCACAAGUUCGUUGUGAUUGCCUCGACCCGUGAUUUGGCCAGGAAAGUGUUCAACUCCCCAACCUAUGUAAAGCCCUGCGUCGUGGAUGUCGCUCAUAAGCUCCUGGGAAAGGAGAACUUUGUCUUUAUGGAUGGAAAGCCACAUGUGGAUUUCCGCAAGGGCCUCAACGGUCUGUUCACGAAAAAAGCAUUGCAGUCCUAUCUCCCUGGCCAGGAGGAUGUAUACAAUCAGUACUUCGAGCGCUUCCUUGGAAUUACGCAAAAAGCUGGCGGCAAACCAGUGCCCUUUAUGCCCGAGUUUCGCGAAUUGAUGUGCGCCGUGUCGCUCCGCACAUUCUGCGGCUAUUAUAUUUCGGACGAGGCUGUGAAAAAGAUCUCUGAUGACUAUUACCUGAUCACAGAGGCAAUGGAGCUGGUUAACUUUCCUAUUAUUCUGCCUUUCACCAAGGCAUGGUACGGUAAGAAAGCGAGUGAUAUGGUCAUGGCCGAGUUUUGCCAGGCUAGUGCGAAGAGCAAAGUCUGUAUGGCAGCCGGCAAAGAACCCACCUGCAUUAUGGACGCGUGGGUCAAGAAUAUCCUAGCCUCAAAGCAAUGGGUCGAAGCAGAAGCCAAGGGACAGUUAGCGGAGAAUAUGGAGAAGCCAUCUCCUCUGCUACGUGAUUUCGCCGAUUGGGAGAUCGCUCAGACAGUUCUCGCAUUUUUGUUCGCCUCUCAGGAUGCUACCAGCAGCGCAGCCACCUGGCUCUUUCAAACAAUGGCACAACGCCCCGACGUGCUCGAUCGAGUCCGCGAGGAGAAUUAUAAGGUCCGCAACGGUAACGUCCGUGCUGAGGUUGACAUGGACCAGCUCGAGUCCAUGACCUAUACCCGUGCGGUCGUCAGGGAGCUUCUGCGGUACCGACCUCCCGUGAUCAUGGUGCCAUAUGUGGCCAAGAAGCCGUUCCCAAUUACCGAUUCCUACACAGUUCCCAAGGGAGCAAUGGUUAUCCCCACCACAUACCUUGCCCUCCGGGACGAGGAGGUAUACGAGAACCCUGACGAAUUCAAUCCCGAGCGUUAUUAUACCGGGGAUGCCGAGGAGAAGGGGAAGAAUAACUAUCUGGUGUUUGGAACGGGCCCACAUGUGUGCAUUGGACAGCACUAUGCGCAGCUCAAUCUGGUAUUGCUCAUCGGCAAAGCCUCGUUGCUGCUGGACUGGAAGCAUCACGCGACCCCGCUAUCGGAGGAGAUCAAGGUCUUCGCAACCAUCUUUCCUAAGGACGACUGCCCGUUAACGUUCAACGAGAGGAAGUGGUAAAGCACAGGAUGAAUAAUGGAAAAGGAGUAGGGGCGGAUGCUCACUAAGGCUCGUUUGACUCGCUUGUACAGAACUUACAAUACUUGUACACAUACAUUGAAGGCCAGCUUAAUUUCUCAGCUGCCUAGUUCCGCAAUUUCUGCUUUGCAAGAGUUUAAUUCUACUGUUUACAAACAAUCGAGAUUUAGUUGGCUUUGUCCCCCUUCUUGCCUAUAGAAACGGAUCAUCGCGCCAUGGAAGCGACUACAGAUAGACCUUCAUUCUCGCCAGUCAGUCUGCUGAAAUCUCGAUACGCGUAGUGCUUCCCAUCACAAGCAGCGAUUUAAUGUAAACCUC
Aspergillus welwitschiae is the source of this 2113-nucleotide messenger RNA. Its product is annotated as cytochrome P450. Gene Ontology annotation, molecular function: heme binding; oxidoreductase activity, acting on paired donors, with incorporation or reduction of molecular oxygen; monooxygenase activity. Bases 173 to 1777 code for a protein of 534 amino acids. NCBI's taxonomy places the organism in Eukaryota, Fungi, Ascomycota, Eurotiomycetes, Eurotiales, Aspergillaceae. The transcript has 5 exons. Gene Ontology annotation, biological process: sterol metabolic process. The record is from RefSeq and is a predicted model, not a curated record.